UGACAGCCAUGGUUCCUGGAACUGGGGCCUGGGGACUCCUGUUGCUGACUGUGGCCGCUGCCCUGAUGCUUCCUACAAGGCCCCCAGGCUCCCAGAGAGCCCAGAUCAUUGGAGGCCAAGAGGUGCUGCCCCUCUCCCGGCCUUACAUGGCAUCCGUGAGCUUCGAAGGCCAGCACCACUGUGGAGGCUUCCUGUUCCGGGCCCACUGGGUUGUCUCUGCUGCUCACUGUUUCAGGAACAGGGACCCCCGCACAGGCCUGGUAGUGCUGGGGGCCCAUUCACUGCACACCUCGGAGCCCACUCGGCAGGUGUUCAGCAUUGCAGCUGUGGUAAAGCAUCCCGAGUACCAGCCCACAACCCAUGCCAACGACAUCUGCCUGCUGCGGCUGAAUGGCUCAGCAGUACUGGGCCCAGCUGUGGGGCUGCUGCAGCUGCCAGGGAGAGGUGCCCAGCCACCUGCAGCUGGGACGCUGUGUCAUGUGGCUGGCUGGGGCUCUAUAUCAGAUUUUGAGGACCCUCCGCCUGGGCUGAUGGAGGCCAAGGUCCGUGUGCUGGACUUGGAUGUCUGCAAUAGUUCUUGGCAGGGCCAAUUGAGUCCAGCCAUGCUAUGCACCCACAGUGGAGACAGAUGGAGGCGUGGCUUCUGCUCGGCAGACUCUGGGGGCCCCCUGGUGUGUGGGAGCCGGGCCCAUGGCCUUGUCUCCUUCUCAGGCCUGUGGUGUGGGGACCCCAAGACCCCCGACGUGUAUACACAGGUGUCAGCCUUCGUUGCCUGGAUCUGGAAGGUGGUUCGGGGCAGCCCCCCAUCUAGGACUGCAGGACUCCUGGUCUGGGCUACUUAAACCCCAGCCCACUGGUACUCACAUGAAUGGCAAGUUAUGCCCAUCAGCUUGUAUGCAGAAACCUGGGGACCCAGUGUUUGUGAGUAGGAGCCUCCAUUCCAAAUGAAAAGAGCCAAAUCCAACCCAGUAACACAUUAAUUAAAUAAUCAGACACUGAAAGGGACUGGCUUCA
Molecule: messenger RNA, 1014 nt
Organism: Castor canadensis (American beaver)
Lineage: Eukaryota; Metazoa; Chordata; Mammalia; Rodentia; Castoridae
Gene: Prss57
Product: serine protease 57
Biological process (GO): proteolysis
Molecular function (GO): serine-type endopeptidase activity
Source: RefSeq, a predicted model, not a curated record